Mesorhabditis spiculigera is the source of this 900-nucleotide messenger RNA. The record is from the annotation of a GenBank genome assembly. Lineage: Eukaryota; Metazoa; Nematoda; Chromadorea; Rhabditida; Rhabditidae.
GGCCAUUAUACGAUCAAUCUGGUUGUUCGGGAUCGUGAUGAGACGAUUUUAGGCACCGGUACUACAUCAAUCCAGGUUCGCGACCGUUGGAUCGUUGCACUUGGGGAUUCGUACUGUUCCGGCGAGGGGAAUCCGGAUAUUCCGGAAGACGCAGAGGGGAGACGGGCCGUCUGGAUGAACGAUCGUUGCCACCGUUCCUCCUCCUCCUGGGCCUCCCGUCUAUCCGACCGUGUCCAUAGGAGUGACCCGUCCUCCCCAGUCAUCUUCUCCUUUCUGUGUUGUACCGGGGCUUCUGUCGAGCAGGGCGUUCUCCGUUCUACACCCCAACAACCCAUCCCUCAAAUGGCCGUCGUCGAGCAGAUCGCCAACAAAUUCGAGUUGAGGCCGGAUCUGGUGUUGUUAUCGGUUGGAGGGAAUGACAUCGGGUACGCGGAGAUACUGCAUGCACUCGGGAAUGGGCAUGAGACGACACUUUUCGGGACUAUGCAUCUGAGAUUUAUGUUCGCUUCCCAACAAUUGGAUCAACUCGCAACGAGAUUAUCCUCUCUUCGUCCUCGUCGAGUAUUAUUCCCGCAUUAUUUCGACCCGUCUCGAGAUGAGCAUGGAAAUUUCGACGCUUCUUGUCAGGAUCUACAACAUAUCGGUUCUUCCAACCUUCGCCAUGCCGAGGAGAUGAUCCUCCGCCGGCUGAACCGUAUGAUCUCGGCGAAAUGUGUGGAGAAUGGGUGGACACAUGUGGAUGUAUCAUCUGUCUUUCAAAAGGCCGGCAUUUGCAGUCGGCAUAGUCGGAUACGUACCAUGGCUGAUUCGAAGCGACUGGAGGGAUCAACCCUCGGUGCUUUUCACCCAACAGCCGAGGCUCAUGCUGAGAUCGCGAGGCUCCUAUGGACGGCUGGGCAU